AUGGGUGGUGGACAUCCGACAUCAAGCUACGCAUGGGCAUUUGCCAUCAUUAGAAAGCCUACGCGAUACUGUCCAGAGCACCACUGGUCAAAGCCGGUUGCUAAAGCAAUUCGCAUGAAUUUGAACUUCUCUGAUGUCGACUAUGAAACAGAAUUACGGCAGGAAGCUGGCCGCUUACUUGAUCGCUUCAUGUUGCAAAACGUGAGAAAAGACACAAGCGAUCAAACUAUAAAUGACAAACUGCGGCUUACGUUAGCGAAUAUCGAGUCGUUUGUUAUGUCGCAGCCAAGAGAGUUCUUGGAUGCACUCUUACAGGAUGGGCACUUGAUUAUGGACGAAAUGCAGGUUGAAUCAGUAGGUUUCCAGUUAUUUAAAGAAAACGAGGAUAUAUGGAUUAUACCGGAAAAUUUGCAAAUUUUCUGGAAACCAGUUUUCCAUUACCUGAAUGAAGCCAAAGUUCUACCUGAACUGCUCUUCCAGAACUUCAGUGAUAAAAAAUGGGCGGCACUCAGGCAGCUGAUUGUUCUUGCAACUGAAAAACCAACUGUUCCUGCAGAUCUGCUGCCAGGAAAUUCCAUUGUCGGAGGAAAUUUCAAAACUGUUGAAGACCUGAAACUGCUUGUGUCUCAAGUGACAGCUGAAAAGCAACCGCAAGCAAACGAUCUGUUAUCUAAUGCAGGCGAUUCCGGUCGUUGGCGCGUCUGUAAUCCAACGAAAUGGAAAGGUAUCCCGCUUGGUCUGACACCAGAACAGAGCACUGAGUCGUUGUACCUUGUCGUGGAGCCUGAAACUCUUCCAUCUCGAAAAAGAUGA
This is a messenger RNA of Gongylonema pulchrum, 813 nucleotides long. The record is from the annotation of a GenBank genome assembly. Lineage: Eukaryota; Metazoa; Nematoda; Chromadorea; Rhabditida; Gongylonematidae.